AUGACAUCCACGUUGCCCUGGUUUCGCAAGGGCACCGACCGUGGAACUAUUAUCACCCUUGAUAAACCCCUCUCUUCCCGGUGGAAAAUUCUUGAGAAGCUUAAUGAGUAUGACGAUCAGGCCACCGUGGAGCAAAAUAAGGCAUAUGGCUUCCGUUCUUUCGCCUCGGCUAAAUUCCUAUGUUGUGAUCCUCAACGAUAUCCAACGAAAGCCUUUAUGAGAGUCUACAUUCAAGUUCCCCAUCGAACAACUGAAAUGGAUAAUGCGGACGCCAGAGGCGAACAAGCCGCGUCAUGGAUCCCGCAAGAAUUAGCUUCCCUGCUGGAUCUAACUGAAAAAGGAUCAAGUGUCACACCAAAGCUCCUCGGACAUAAGACUGGCACUCAAGAUCGCUCAGCGCUAGUUCCGGGUGGGUUCAUCAUAUGGCUUGUUUGGGAAAUUCUUCCGGGGCUACGUCUUAGCGACAGUGAUGGUGCUGGUCCAUUUUGGGGUCUUGAAAGCUAUGAAAGAGAGCAAGUCCGCGUAUCCUUUCUUAACGCUCUUGUCAAGCUGAAGGGGCAUGGGUGCUACUUCAUCGGUCGAUUAAGCAAGACUAUGGUAGGUGAACCCAGACGUUCGGCUGAGCCUGCCCAACGGAUCGCGACUUUUGAGCUUGCUUUACCAGACGCUCCAGUCAGAUGGAAAGACUGGGAUAAGGAUACCUCACGCUGGAAAUGGUAG
Messenger RNA from Penicillium digitatum Pd1, 720 nucleotides. The record is from RefSeq and is a predicted model, not a curated record. Lineage: Eukaryota; Fungi; Ascomycota; Eurotiomycetes; Eurotiales; Aspergillaceae.